Cyprinus carpio (common carp) is the source of this 4328-nucleotide messenger RNA. RefSeq names its product protein naked cuticle homolog 1. The transcript is spliced from 10 exons. NCBI's taxonomy places the organism in Eukaryota, Metazoa, Chordata, Actinopteri, Cypriniformes, Cyprinidae. Bases 113 to 1324 code for a protein of 403 amino acids. Gene Ontology annotation, cellular component: cytoplasm. The record is from RefSeq and is a predicted model, not a curated record. Gene Ontology annotation, molecular function: calcium ion binding. Gene Ontology annotation, biological process: negative regulation of Wnt signaling pathway.
UGGGUAAACUCUUCAUUCCAAACAUGCUGCUAUUUGUAAAGCGAGGGAGAGUCCUGAAGGCGAUAGUUUUGUAGUUAACGCGUGUUUGGCGAGGAAAGGACUGGAUGACUGGAUGGUUAAACAGAAGUAUUACUGCCCGAGCUCUCGUGUAGACCAGCAGGACUCCCAGCAGAAAAAUACCUGCGGACUCUCUCCACGGGACCUGUUGGAUGAAGGUUAUGCUGAAGGUAUCAGUGACGAACGUUAUCGUUUAGAAGUGGCCCUGCCCCCUGAGAAGACCGACAGCUGUAGUGCGGAAGAGAGAAUGCAGGACACUGAAGGCUCUGCCACUGUCGGCCCACACAAACAAUUACAGUUUGAGGAGUUGGAGUGCGCUGUAUCAGUUGAAGAAGAUAACAGGCAGGAGUGGACUUUCACCCUCUAUGACUUCGAUAACAAUGGCAAGGUCACUAGAGAGGACAUCACCAGUCUACUGCACACCAUAUAUGAGGUGGUGGACGCGUCUGUGAAUCACUCCCCAAGCAGCAGUAAGACCCUCAGGGUGAAGCUCUCUGUUGCUCCAGACUCCAGCCAGAAAUGGAGGAACUGCACCCAGACCAACACAGACACUCCCCAUCCCAAGCAUAAGGGAGAAAAGUGCAUCGAGGACUCCAAGACUUCAGAGAAAAAGUCAAGAGCCUUUCUUAGGCGUUACCAUGCUGAUCACCACAACCAGCAAGCUUGCCAGCGGCACUGUGUGGAUGAGAACUUGGAGAGAAGAAACCAUUACCUUGACCUGGCUGGCAUUGAAAACUACACAUCCCGCUUCGGAACAGCAGCUCCUGCCGCAGAACCAGCAAAACCCAACCAUACCACACGUUCAUCCAAUCAGACACGUUCACGUAUCAGGAAACCAGAGAAUGGGCAGGCGUACUCUGCUCACCAUCGGCGCUCACAGACCAUCUCCACAGACCCUCCUGCCAUCCUCUCCCGGCACACACACGCACUCCGUUCCCCGAAAACGCACCGCACGCCACCAACACAGGCCUCUGCCGGUCGGGUGAUAAGAAGAGGAGCGCCCCCUCCCCCAGCGGUCCCCAACCAGACCCCUCCACACCAAAGCUCAGGCCCGUACCGACGACACAAGCAGAGGCCUAAAGAAGGCCUGCACUAUCGGGCUCUUGGGCCGACCGUGACGUCUGGCCCAGUCGUGGAGAAAGAGCAUGUGAGGGAUCUGCCCAGUCUGGUGCUAUAUGAAGGAGGACUAGCUCAGGUGGUCCAGCGACAUGAGCAUCAUCAUCAUCAUGAACAUCAUCAUCACUACCAUCACUUCUAUCAGUCCUGAAGAGUAAAACACAGAUGGGCUACAUAAAGGAUCUAAAUAAGAAUAACAACAAGGAACGUAACAAUUGAAUGAUCUUAAAUAUUCUUGCAUGGCCACAUUGAGGCUGAGAAGGACACAAAGCAUCAUGUUCAUGCCAAAGUGGCAGACAGUAUGUACGUAUUUGUAUAUAUAAGUGUGUGUGUGUGUGUGUGUGUGUGUGUGUGUGUGUGAGAGAGAGGUUGUGUGGGUCAGUUUGAAUGUGUGCUGAUGUAUUCAGUCCUGUCUUUGGCAGCAGGAGAGGUCUACUUACUACGUAAGGGCUCUAUCUUUCCCUUUUCUCUUCUUUUUUCUCUCUAUCACUGUCUGCCUCCUUUGUUUUUCAUUUUACCUCUCUUCAUUCUUAUCUGAUUGGUCUAUUUGGUUGAAAAGGUGGUCAGCCCUAUUAAAUGAAGAAUUUUGAGUUGUCAAACCACUUUUAAAGGAAUAAAAUUCCUUGGUUUUGUAACUUACAUUUUGUGUGUGCAUGUGUGCACACAAUCUGCACAUCUGUGUGCCUAAGGUGUCUUUUUUACACUUAUCCUUUUUUGUUUUCUUUUUUUCCACUGAAGACCACUUGAAAAGCACUUCUUGUGCCAUUGCAUUUGAGACACUUUAUCUAUGAAGAGCUUCUCUCUCCGAAACAACAGAUCUGAAUCAACACCUUUAAAAAUGCAAUACAGGACACAUCUACAUAAAAGAGCCAGUAAAGACACUCAAACCAUCAAAAAGGACUUUGUUGAAGGACAGUGUGAGAACUACACUCUACCAAUCUACAUGAAGAAAACAGAGCAUCAUAAUCAGCUGCUACCUCUAGUAUUAUUAUGAUUAUCGGUAUUAUUGACAAUUUUAUUCAGAUUUUAUGUUUUAUUCGUCUGUCUGUUGUAAUAUGCCACCAAUCUGCAGUCAUGUCAAGAUGUAUUGGAUUUAAAUCCAUUGUAAGCUUUAUUACUGAAACAUUUCUAUUCAUAUGUGGUUUUUUUUUUUUGUUUUUUGUUUUUGGUGUUUUCCUGUCCCUGUAACUUUAAGCUAAUUGCAUUCUAAGACCACUAGGCAUCAUAGUUUAUAGUGUAAUUAUGUGUAUCACACAAUAUGAAAUCUUAAAAUAAUCUUCUGAUGACUGUAGAAUAAUGUUUUGAAGCUUGUUAAAAAAAAUAAUUUAUUUGAAAAACAUAUUCCUGUCAGGUUUAUGGCAAGUCAAAAUGGGUCUAAUCAAAUGAUUGGAAAACAUUGAAUAUAUAAUACCUGGUAUUAUUGUAUCUUUUGCUUGAUUAGUUGUGGUUUCAACUUUUCCUUCUUAUCAGUUCAGCCAAUUCAAGUUGUAAAGUGUAAAGGAAUCUGUGCUGCCAAGGAAAAAUAGUAUUUUUAUUUCUCAGGUUCAUUUCACGUUUGAGUCAUUGAUUUGACAAGACAAUGUUAUUGGUUUUGAAGGGAGCUGUCUACCACUGGACUGAAGUUUUUUUUGUGUUUUUUUUUUUUUUUUUGGUACAGAAUCACCAUUUAGAGUUUUUAAUUCCUUUCAGAAUUCAAGAAUAUGUUCUCAGACUGAAUUAGGAUCUUUUAGACAGUAUGUUAGUGCCUUUAGUUCGGUAUUGGCAGAAGUGAGUUAGGUAGCGAGAAAACAAGUCUGGUUUAAUAGGAGUUCAUCUGUUCCCAUGCAGCAGUUUAAAACUGCAUUUAAAUAGUACAUUAUGAAUCUAUUUUAGGCUCGAUGUAUCCCAAGUCACCUAGAGGGAGUGAGUGAGUGUGUAUGGCAGCUGCCUCAUUCCUCAGGGGCAGGAUGACAGUAUCGCCGCCUAGAAGUCUCCAGUCCUCCCAUAACUCACCAAUACCCCACUGACAGAGAGUUAAUGAGUGCAUGUGCAUCUGAAACCAGCACUAUGGAAGAUUAGGAAACACAACAGCCUUCGUUCAAACUCAGCAAUAUAAUUAUUCUCAUCUCUCUUUUUUGAUGAUUUUAUACACAGAAAAAAAAAACUUGUAUUGAAAGUUAUAAAAAUGUGCACUUGUACUUGCAAUUUUGGGCCCCAAUGUGGACAGCGGUUAAAUCGAGAAUUUUGUCAGUGAUGAGAUGAGUUGAUUAUGUUUGCUUAGAACCUGUUCGACUUGCUGAUAUGUUUAGAGAGAGAUCGGCUGACUCUUCUGCUCAGGAGGACGGUGGAAAUGUGAGAGCAUCACACUACACUAAACUCUGGAAACCCACUUGCAGCUUCAGGGUGGUCUCUUCACAGCUAGUAAGUUAGUGUCAUUCGACCUUCACUCAGUUUUGCUGUUGCAGGGGAAUGAAUGUGUUAUGGAGCUUAGCUCUCCCUCUCAUUCUUUCUCUGUUUAUGGUGAGAUGUUGCCAUUUUAAAUGAUUCUGACCAUUUCUUAAACAUACAUUGCUGCUAAAAAACAAAAAAACGAAACAAUAUAUAGCAUCAUGAGAAACUGAAAAAUGUAAACAUGCCUCAUGUGCAAAACAUCUAAAUGCACAGUAGAUUCAUUUGUUAUUUUGUUAUUGUCCCACGGUGUUCUUGUUUAUCCUUUAACGAAUCAUCACACUAAAAUUGUUUAGAUGUUUGAUAGGUUCACCUGCCUGAGGGUUGUAAAUACAUCAUGCGCGGACAGCUGUGGUGAUAACAGCAUGUUAGUUGGAAUCUGCGCUAUUUAUCUGGAUGAAUGGCUAUUUUGUAUAGUGCCAUUUGUACUUACAACAUUUCUUGAUUUCUAUUGUGCUUUUGUUUAGUGUGAUUGAGUGAGUGUGUAGGACAACACACUCAGGCUCACAGCAAAUGAUUCAUGGAGGUGCUUGUACAUAAAUAACACGAUGUGGUAGCAUUUCAUGCCACACCCGAACCCUAGUCCAGAUCAUUUGUGACUUUUCCUAAUCAUUUUUCAUGCUUUUUUUGUUUAGUUUAUAUAGAUGGAUGGAAAUAAUUGCUUUAUUUAUUUAAUAGCAAACCUGUGCCAAGAGAAAACCUUUCAUUAAAAGCUGAACUGUUGCUUA